CGCGGCGGCGAUCGUGAGGCGAGGGGCGGUGGCCGGGGGCCGGGGUCGGCGGUGGGUCUGGCGGGCGGGGAAGGUUUUCGGCAACGGGGGGCCGCCGCUUGCCCCCCUCGGGCCCCUGGCGGAGUUGGUCUGGUACUGUAAUUGGCCGAGUGGAACGAGGCGCUGGCUGGAGGCGAGCGGUGGUGAGAACAUGGCGGUUGCUUGAGGCUGUUCGUGUCAGCCCUCGCCACUGCGGCACGCGGAUGUGAUUCUUGUUGUAUUUCAAAGCAGUGAUCAUCAGUCUGUGAAACGAGCGGGAACUGUUCAAGCAGUCCUGUAACCUCCAAGUAACUCUUAACUGGCAAAGUAACUAUAGUGGUUAUUCUUGUGUUGUGGUUCAAUCUGUAACUCAUAACUUUGAAAGCAAGUGAAAUCAAUACCUGUGCAGCUGUAACUUUCAAGAAACUCAUCCAAGUCUCAUCUUUGAGAAAUGGUUUUCAACUUUUCCACAUGAUUAAAUUUAGCGACCUAAAAAUCUCCUAGUAAAGAGGGCGAUCUCCAUGUAGCAGAAAUAAGUCUAUUGACAGCACUUCUGUUUUAGUGGUUUUCAUGGACUUCUUAGAGGUAAUUCCAGGCAUUGCUUUCUGUUAGCGCUGUGGUCUGCCUGCCACAAGCUGAAACCACUGUCUUGAGGAACUGUUUUUACAGAAAUAACUGAAAACAUACAUAAUAAUUACAAAAAGGUUUGACAUUUCUCCAUGUAGUUAGCUGUUUGGGGUUUUUUUUAUAUAUCAGAUUAUAGGAGAAAAAAAUGUUACAUAUGACAGUAAAUGUUCAGAAGGAAAACACCCACUGAGGAAAUUCAGUAGUUAUGGCAAAGGAUAAGAAGAAAGAUGGCAAGAAAGCAGAAAAAUCUGUACAUCCUAUUCCUCCACAAGAUACUACAGCUGAGAGUAGUUCAACAAAGCUGACAGAUCUGCAGACCUUAGUGAAUGGAGUGGAAGAAACACAGCCAAAUCCAGUGAUAUCUGAUAAAGAACCAGAGGAAGUGGAGGAACCUCCAGUCCAUAAUGUUCCUCAAUACUACGAGGAGCCUGUUCUUACUCAAGUUAUUGUAAAAAGCUAUGAAGGUGAAAAAGUCCAUGGAUUGUAUGAGGGUGAAGGAUUUGCAUAUUUUGAGGGGGGAAAUACAUAUAAGGGCAUGUUUUCUGAAGGGCUUAUGCAUGGACAAGGGACUUACACGUGGGCUGAUGGAGUGAAGUACGAGGGAACAUUUGUCAAGAAUGUGCAGAUGUUUAAUGGCCGUUACACAUGGAAUGAUGGCAGCAUUUAUGAAGGGUCAAUCAAGAAUGGAGUUAGGCAUGGAUUUGGAUUUUUCAGGAGUGGUACUCAUCCUGUUUCUUACAUUGGCUAUUGGUGUAAAGGCAAAAGACAUGGAAAGGGUACAAUUUAUUAUGAUCGGGAACAUACCUCUUGGUAUUCAGGCAACUGGGUAAAUAACGUCAAAGAAGGAUGGGGAAUGAGAUGCUAUAAGUCUGGAAAUAUCUAUGAAGGUCAGUGGGAGAAAAAUGUACGUCAUGGAAAAGGAAGAAUGAGAUGGUUGACAGCUAAUCAAGAGUAUAUGGGACACUGGGUGUAUGGCCUACAGCAUGGAUACGGCACCCACACAUGGUUUUUGAAGAGAACGCCUGUGUCUCAGUAUCCGUUAAGGAAUGAAUACAUAGGUGAUUUUGUAAAUGGGGAACGACACGGACAUGGGAAGUUCAUAUAUGCCAGUGGAGCAGUGUACGAUGGUGAAUGGGUUUGUAAUAAGAAGCAUGGCAAGGGGAAGUUUGUCUUCAAGAAUGGUCGUGUUUAUGAAGGAGAGUUCACAGACGAUCAUAUAGUAGAAUAUCCUGCUUCUCAUGUACAUGCAAUGAAUGCAAAAGAGCUGAAUGCCGCUUGCACAGGAAGUCCUUUUGACACUGUAGAAAACAUCACAACCAUUAAUGGCUCAGGAAAGACUUCUAUUCUGGGAUCAGAUAUUGAGUUGGAUAUAUCUUCACUGCUUGACGUGUUGCCAGGGGAAAAGAGACAUGAAGAAGUGAAACAAGUGGAAUUUGCUGUGUUGAGGCAUAUUACAGAACUGAGAAGAGUUUAUACCUUCUACAGUGGCUUAGGCUGUGAUCAUUCUCUUGACAACACCUUCCUCAUGACUAAGCUCCAAUUUUGGAGAUUUCUGAAGGACUGCCAGUUUCAUCACUCCAACAUAACUCUUGCCGAAAUGGAUCGGAUAUUGAGUGGUGAUAAAACACCACUUGCGGAAAUACAUUGUCCACAUGAGACUUUACUGUUCAGAACAUUUUUAUCUUACCUUAUUCGUCUAGCAUUUCAUAUCUAUCAUGAAGACCACAAAGAGAAAGGUCCUUAUCUGCAUAAGUGUUUCUCAGAAAUGAUGUCCAGGAAUGUUAUUCCUGCUGCCUGUUGUGUCCAAGGUAUCUUAUUUUCUGAAGAACGAUGUACGGUUUUUGCCAUGAGCUACAUUGACAAAUGCUGGGAAAUAUACAGAGCUUUUUGUAGACCGAGCACCAGACCUCCAUUUGAACCCACAAUGAAAAUGAGGCACUUCCUUUGGAUGUUGAAUGAUUUUAAACUUCUCAGCAAACAAUUAACUGCUUCAAGACUUGUGGAAAUACUUGUCAAAGAUGGCCCCUCUCCACAUGACAGUAGUAGUACCAACCUGGAGCAGGAGUUGGUUUUUCUUGAAUUUGUUGAAGCUCUUCUGGAUUGUGCGUUGUUGUAUGUUACCAGUGAUAUAAUUAAGGAGCAAGUAGAUCAUGAUUGUCAGGCAAGAAGUGGCUUUAGAGUCGAGGGCCUCUCGGAGGGAACCACAGAUGAGUCUCUGUACCCAAAAUAUUCUCUGUCCCAGUGCACUUACAGCAGAAGUAUAAUUGGUACACACAUAAAUGAUGACAUUUCUGAGGCAGCUGAGCUUUACAGUUGUUCAUGGUUGUCUUCAAGCGAAGAUGUCAUAUCACAAGACAAAAUAAAGAAACACAAGUCACUGAGACCUUGUGAAGACAGAGGGCAUUCUCUUCAAGAAUUUCUACUGGAUACUGUCCACUCAUUUCACACAACUCAUGGAGAUUUCAGAGAUGUUCCAUCAUUGUUCACCUCGGAUGCAGAAAAAGAACAAGAUUUCUGUCCAGCAAAGGAAUUGACAGAUGAACCAAAAGGAACCAAACCUGAAUAUGACGAGGAAUUUAGCAUGUGGAUGCGUCAGGUGCAAAUCUUUUUUACAACAAAGGUCUUUCCUGCCUACCAGCAUGAAAAAGUGCUGAGGUCAAAAAUAAAAGAAAAUCAAAGAGGGGAUGCUGAAUUAGCUGAACUGAGAAGGAUCAAGGAUGAGGAGCUGGCAAAACUUAUUGCUGGAAGAGAAGCAGAAGAGGCAAAAAGGCAAGAAGCAGCUGCAGCAGAAAAAACAUUUUACUCCAGGAGUGCAGAUUUUAAAGAGUUAGAGGAACCUGUCACAGAGUUAGUACCCUCUCCGAAAGAAGAGGCACCCAGCGUAGCACCUGCAGUUGUUACCAAGGUGCUUGCUGGCAAAAAGAAAAAGAAGAAAUAAAUUUUCUGCUGAGAACUACUGAAGCUUCAAGUAAGUACUCUCUGAAUAACAAACCCAACAAGAACCACACAUACAGUCAGGUCUAAAAUACAAGUACAAUAAAACUGUAUGCACAAGACUUGCUGAUUUCAGAGGGAAACUGUCUGCUCCUAUGUCAACGUUCUUGGGAUAGAGAAUACAGUCAUUUACGCGAGUGUAACCCCUUAAACAAACUUCCAGAAGUCAAUAGUUGACUUGCACCUAAAAAUUCCCUCAGUGUUAAGCUGAUACAAGAACUGGUGUCUUGUCACAAGUGUAUGUCCCAAUGAAGUGGUUUCUGCUUAAAACAUGAUUUGACUGAAAUAGUGCAUAUAAACAAGUAUGUAAGAAUCUGACAAAGACUGUAAAUCAGGCUGAAGCAGAAUCUGCAAAGAACAGGUCAACCUAGAAUGUUCUUUGCUCGUGGGGUCUUUUGUAACCAGUCUAGUUUCACAUUGUAGAAAAUUAGCAGAAAGUCACACAAUGAUGCAAAUGAACACAGGAAAACAAAAAGAUGCCCUUAAAAGUGUAACAAUUAUUAGUUUUUAUUUUCCAGUAAAAUAUUCACAUAACAAUAUCAGAAUGGAAUGGUACAGAUGAAUUCAGACUGGGUUUUAAUUAGUUUGCACAUAAACAUUUUUAAAAUCUAAAAAUUUUAUGAUCAGAGUUUACAGAUUUUAGUAGAAAUUUUGAUUCUUACAAAGCAAGUAUUGCUUUACUAUUGACAUUAUUCCAGUCAAUAAUAUGACUGAUAACUUUUCAUGUUGAACAAGUCUCUGACAUUGACAUCUUCAAUAAAUCAGCCCUUUGCAGAUCAA
Phalacrocorax carbo (great cormorant) is the source of this 4419-nucleotide messenger RNA. The record is from RefSeq and is a predicted model, not a curated record. Lineage: Eukaryota; Metazoa; Chordata; Aves; Suliformes; Phalacrocoracidae.